AUGCGUGAAUUGGAUGAUCGCUUAGAGGUCCUCCAGUAUCUUUUAGACAAUCACCAUCCGCUGAAUGACAGCAUGUAUCAGAAAUGUGGUGAUGAAUAUUACUUUCAUAUGUAUAGUGGCAUAGGGACCCCGCUUCAUUAUGCCGCUGCCAAAGGGCUAUUGGAUACUGUGGAAUUCUUGGUCCAGCGCGGUGCAUCAAUCGAAACGAAAGAUCCUUCGGGCCAAACUGCUGCUGACUGGGCCCGAAGAUACGGCCACUCAGCCGUGUGCAAUUUCCUCCGGCAAUUUUCCACGGGGAACAACACACAGGAUACCUUGCAGUUCACAGAUGCUCCUGGGCGCCAUUUCAAAACUGCGUCCCUGCAGGAGGUUGUUGCGGAAAACGGAUUCCGACUGGUUUAG
Messenger RNA from Penicillium mononematosum, 402 nucleotides. Its product is annotated as ankyrin repeat domain-containing protein. NCBI's taxonomy places the organism in Eukaryota, Fungi, Ascomycota, Eurotiomycetes, Eurotiales, Aspergillaceae. The transcript has a single exon. The record is from RefSeq and is a predicted model, not a curated record. Gene Ontology annotation, molecular function: protein binding. Bases 1 to 402 code for a protein of 133 amino acids.